CAAAAACAAAAGGAAAAAAACGUAGCUUAAGCAUAUCAAUUCGAAUUAAAGAUUCAUGUUAGCCUUAUAAAAUAAGUGAAAAAUUCGAUUAAAUAAGAGAUGAGCUCACAGUCGUUGGACAACAUUUACACUUGUCCGAUUUGCUUCAAUUGGAUAAAGGAUGGCCACAUUACGAGUUGCGGACAUUCAUUUUGCUACAAUUGCAUCACCAAAACUUUCGAGCAAAAUAAGCGGUGUCCGAUUUGCAAUACGGUACUUAUCAAAGAACAAAUAAUUCCGAAUUUGAUGUUGAAUGAGAUUGUGCAAAAGUUCAAGUUGGAAAAAGAACUGGAAUCGAGAAUGCGAGAAGGAAGCCUACAUCAAGAUAGCUCAAUCAAAGAGGUUUUGAUGAAAUCUACAAAAAACAUGGCACUUGCAGACGUUGAGCAUUUACUAGAGUUGUUGAAGGAGAAACGACUGGAAAUGCAGUUUGAGUCCGAUGCAAUUCAAAACAAAUUGUUAUUGGCUUUCCUCAAUCAUCUGCUCAACAUGAAGGUGGAUAUGCACAAACAAAUACAGAAACAAAUUCUCCAGAUAGAGGAAGACAUCAGCUUGAUCAAGAAUUUUCUUGGUGUUUCCUUGGACGACGAGGUACUGCCAAAAAGUGCUACAAAUCCACAAAACUUACACGAUGAAGAGGAGAAAGAACAGCAGCUAGACAUGGGAGAAACCAGUCAGAAAACAACUGAGGAACAAUCUGUUGUGGGCUUUAAUAAACCUUUGCGAACCCAGGCAUAUGCCAGAUUCAAGAUACGAAAGAAACGUAUAUUUUCGCACUUUGACGAUGUAACCAAAAUAUAUUUAGAUUGUAGAGAACGAUGUGUUGAUCCAUUGUUUGGCAAUACAGAACUCAACAUAGACAAAAUGAAAGGAGCACAGAAGUUGUCUGAUAUCGAUCCUGGACUGGAUAAGUUUCGCGAGUCGUUAAUCAGUUUUUCAAAAUACACCGAUUUGAGAUGCCUGGCUACCUUAAGUUACGGCAAUGAUUUUAGUCAAACUUCAAACAUCGUGUCUUCUGUAGAAUUUGAUAAAGAUAAUGAAUACUUUGCCGUUGCUGGAGUCACAAAACGUAUCAAAAUUUUUGACUUUUAUUCAGCUGUGCGAGAUGCAAAUGUGGACAUAAAAUACCCAGUAUAUGAAAUGGCCUGCAAUAGCAAAAUUAGUAAUGUCUCGUGGAAUCCAUUUCUAAAGGAAGUCUUGGCAUCGAGUGAUUAUGAGGGAAUCGUUACAAUAUGGGAUGUUCAUUCUGGUACGCGUAAACAAACAUUUCAAGAGCACGACAAACGCUGUUGGAGUGUAGAUUUCAAUGAGGUCGACACGAAACUUUUGGUAUCAGGAUCGGACGAUGCACGUGCCAAAUUUUGGUCUUUGAAUUGCUCACAUUCAAUUUCCUCACUGGAAGCGAAGGCAAAUAUUUGUUCCGUUAAGUUCAAUAGGGCAUCAAGUACUCAUUUGGCCAUCGGAAGUGCGGACCACAACGUAUAUUACUACGAUUUGAGACAAAUGCGCGAGCCUCUGUGCAUCUUCAAGGGACAUCAAAAAGCUGUAUCAUAUGUCAAGUUCCUAAGUGCGACUGAAUUAGUUUCGGCUGGAACUGAUGGUCAGCUAAAAUUGUGGGACAUCAGCUCGAAUAGUUCGACCGUGUGUCGACGUUCAUACGUGGGACACAUAAAUGAUAAAAACUUUGUGGGUCUUUCAUGCGCUUCUAACGGCUACAUUGCUUGUGGCAGCGAAGACAACUCGUUGUGCGUUUAUUACAAAGAUUUAUCAACAAAACUCUUCAGCUACAAAUUUACUAAUUCGGAUGCAUCAAAUGUUUAUGAGACACCAUCGACCAACGAUAACGAAUUCGUAUCUACCGUAUGUUUCCGAAAAACGAAUGAUAUUUUGAUGGCAGGAAAUAGCAAAGGAAUUAUCAAAAUAUUAGAGUUGUACUGAAGUAAAUUAGAUUCAUUUUUAAAACAGUGUAAAUUCAAAUAUAAUAUUAGUAAAUAUUAAUUGACAA
This is a messenger RNA of Culicoides brevitarsis, 2044 nucleotides long. Its product is annotated as E3 ubiquitin-protein ligase COP1-like. Gene Ontology annotation, molecular function: ubiquitin protein ligase activity; protein binding. NCBI's taxonomy places the organism in Eukaryota, Metazoa, Arthropoda, Insecta, Diptera, Ceratopogonidae. The record is from RefSeq and is a predicted model, not a curated record. The coding region runs from base 100 to 1977 and encodes 625 amino acids. The transcript is spliced from 5 exons. Gene Ontology annotation, biological process: proteasome-mediated ubiquitin-dependent protein catabolic process.